Mustela lutreola (European mink) is the source of this 4770-nucleotide messenger RNA. RefSeq names its product solute carrier family 9 member A1 (gene SLC9A1). Gene Ontology annotation, cellular component: membrane. The transcript has 12 exons. The record is from RefSeq and is a predicted model, not a curated record. NCBI's taxonomy places the organism in Eukaryota, Metazoa, Chordata, Mammalia, Carnivora, Mustelidae. Gene Ontology annotation, biological process: proton transmembrane transport; regulation of pH; sodium ion transport. Gene Ontology annotation, molecular function: sodium:proton antiporter activity. The coding region runs from base 818 to 3268 and encodes 816 amino acids.
CUGCCGCCGGGUUAGGGGCUGGGGCUGCAAUUGUCGCUGGAGCUGGACGCGGCGGAGCUGAAGCUGGGCCGGGGCGGAGUGCAGCGCCGCGCCGGGGCCGCAAGGAGGGGUGUGUUGCUGCCGGCCCACCGCGAGCCGCCCCCAGCCCGUGCCGAGGCACCCUCCCGCCAGGCCGCCUACCUCCGCCUUCCGCCUCCCUCCAUUUCCCCGGAAUUUAAGCCCGGCGCGCCUGCACCCCGGCCCUUCUCUGGGUGGGGAAACUCCCGGCCCCUUUCCGGCUUCACUCCUUCCUCGCAGGCUGGGCUCCCAGCCCCCUCUCUUCUUUUCCUGGGCUGGCUCCCACCCCCCACCCCUCCUUUGGUCCCCUUCCCUUAGGUCAGGCUCCCUGCCGCUUCCCUUAGCUGAGUCCUGGCUCGUCAGUCACUUUCCUCAGCCAAGGGUCCCAGCUUUCCCCUUUCCUUUUCUUUGCCUGGGGUCCAACCUCUUCUGUCCCUUCCUCUGUCCCUAGGGUGCAAUCCCUUUCUCCCCCCCUCACCCCCCCACGCAUCCCCCCCAGGCCUGGAGUUCCAGACCUAUUGGACUCCUGUGGUCCUUUCUGGGUCCUUGGCCCCUUUCCCCAGUUUGGAGUUCUCCAUUGCAAACCCAGCCUCCUUCUACCCCCCAGAGAUCUGCUUCCACGUAAAUACCUCUCUAAAACAUGAACUUUUCCUAGGGACGGCCUUAGUCUGUCUUCCACCUGCUGACCCCUUGCUACCUAUGUCCCAGGUCUUACUCUCACUUUGCUAAGGGUCAAGGCCUGCUGAACCAAGGGAUCAGCAUGAUGCUUCUGUGGUCUGGCAUCUGCGGCCGCGCUCCCCCGCGAAUCUUCCCUUCGUUGCUGGUUGUGGUAGCCUUGGUGGGGCUGCUGCCUGUUCUCAGGAGCCAUGGCCUCCAGCCCAGCCCUACGGCCAGCACCAUCCGAGGCUCAGAGCCCCCACGGGAACGCUCUAUUGGGGAUGUCACCACCGCCCCACCGGAGAUCGCCCCCGAGAGCCGCCCUGUUAACCAUUCCGUCACUGAACAUGGCAUGAAGACUCGAAAGGCCUUUCCGGUCCUGGGCAUCGACUACACACAUGUGCGCACACCCUUUGAGAUCUCGCUCUGGAUCCUGCUGGCCUGCCUCAUGAAGAUAGGUUUCCACGUGAUCCCCACUAUCUCGAGCAUCGUCCCGGAGAGCUGCCUGCUGAUCGUAGUGGGGCUGCUGGUGGGGGGCCUGAUCAAGGGCGUGGGCGAGACGCCCCCUUUCCUGCAGUCCGACGUCUUCUUCCUCUUCCUGCUGCCACCCAUCAUCCUGGACGCCGGCUACUUCCUGCCACUGCGGCAGUUCACGGAGAACCUGGGCACCAUUCUGAUCUUCGCCGUGGUGGGCACGCUGUGGAACGCCUUCUUCCUGGGCGGUCUCAUGUACGCCGUGUGCCUGGUGGGCGGCGAGCAGAUCAACAACAUCGGGCUCCUGGACAACCUGCUCUUUGGCAGCAUCAUCUCCGCCGUGGACCCUGUGGCUGUGCUGGCCGUCUUCGAGGAGAUCCACAUCAAUGAGCUGCUGCACAUCCUUGUCUUCGGGGAGUCCCUGCUCAACGACGCUGUCACUGUGGUCCUGUAUCACCUCUUUGAGGAGUUUGCCAACUAUGACCGAGUGGGCAUUGUGGACAUCGUCCUCGGCUUCCUGAGCUUCUUCGUGGUGUCCCUGGGCGGGGUGUUUGUGGGUGUGGUCUACGGGGUCAUCGCAGCCUUCACCUCCCGAUUCACGGCCCACAUCCGCGUCAUCGAGCCGCUGUUCGUCUUCCUCUACAGCUACAUGGCCUACCUGUCAGCUGAGCUCUUCCACCUGUCAGGCAUCAUGGCGCUCAUCGCCUCGGGAGUGGUGAUGCGCCCCUACGUGGAGGCCAACAUCUCCCACAAGUCCCACACGACCAUCAAAUAUUUCCUGAAGAUGUGGAGCAGCGUCAGUGAGACCCUCAUUUUCAUCUUCCUUGGCGUCUCCACCGUGGCUGGGUCCCACCACUGGAACUGGACCUUUGUCAUCAGCACCCUGCUCUUCUGCCUCAUCGCCCGAGUGCUGGGGGUGCUGGGCCUGACCUGGUUCAUCAACAAGUUCCGAAUCGUGAAGUUGACCCCCAAGGACCAGUUCAUCAUUGCGUACGGGGGCCUGCGCGGGGCCAUCGCCUUCUCCCUGGGCUACCUCCUGGACAAGAAGCACUUCCCCAUGUGUGACCUGUUCCUCACUGCCAUCAUCACGGUCAUCUUCUUCACCGUCUUUGUGCAGGGCAUGACCAUUCGGCCCCUGGUAGACCUGUUGGCUGUGAAGAAAAAGCAAGAGACAAAGCGCUCUAUCAACGAGGAGAUCCACACACAGUUCCUGGACCACCUUCUGACAGGCAUCGAGGACAUCUGUGGCCAUUACGGCCACCACCACUGGAAGGACAAGCUCAACCGGUUUAACAAGAAGUACGUGAAGAAGUGUCUGAUAGCCGGGGAGCGCUCCAAGGAGCCACAGCUCAUUGCCUUCUACCACAAGAUGGAGAUGAAGCAGGCCAUCGAGCUGGUGGAGAGCGGGGGCAUGGGCAAGAUCCCUUCUGCUGUCUCCACUGUCUCCAUGCAGAACAUCCACCCCAAGUCCCUGCCUGCAGAGCGCAUCCUGCCGGCACUGUCCAAGGACAAGGAGGAAGAGAUCCGCAAAAUCCUGAGGAACAACUUGCAGAAGACCAGGCAGCGGCUGCGGUCUUACAACAGACACACCCUGGUGGCAGAUCCCUACGAGGAGGCCUGGAACCAGAUGCUGCUCCGCAGACAGAAGGCCCGGCAGCUAGAGCAGAAGAUCAACAACUACCUGACGGUGCCGGCCCACAAGCUGGACUCCCCCACCAUGUCGAGGGCCCGCAUUGGCUCAGAUCCACUGGCUUACGAGCCGAAGGCCGACUUGCCAGUUAUCACCAUCGACCCAGCCUCCCCGCAGUCGCCCGAGUCCGUGGACCUGGUGAAUGAGGAGCUGAAGGGGAAGGUCUUGGGGCUGAACCGGGAUCCAGCCAGGGUGGCGGAGGAGGAUGAGGAUGAUGAUGGGGGCAUUGUGAUGCGGACCAAGGAGCCCUCUUCCCCUGGCACGGAUGAUGUCUUUACCCCUGCGCCAAGUGACAGCCCCAGCUCCCAGAGGAUACAGCGCUGCCUCAGUGACCCAGGUCCCCACCCUGAGCCUGGGGAGGGAGAGCCUUUCAUCCCCAAGGGGCAGUAGCGCUGGGGUCCGUGGGCAGUGCCCAUCCCAACACAGACUCUCCCACCAGAGCAGGGGCUGCUGGGGGAGCUGGGGGCUCCCUUCAUUCUUCCUGACUUGGAUUGGCCCUGCCCCUCCCCCAACCGCAUGGCAGCUGGGCCCACAGCCCCCACCGCAGCACGGCUUCCCCCUGCCUCCUGGGAAGCACCCUCCCUCCCACCAGAACUGCCUUCCCAAUCCGUUUGGCAGAACUGUCGGGCUGUGAGGCAGAUCCUGCCCCUUCCCGAUUCAGGCUCUCUCCCAGACCUGGCCUAGGGCCUCGAGAGUCCCAGCCCUCGGAGGCCUGCUGCCCACUCCAUCCACCUCCUCAUUCAAACCAAUCUUAGUUCCUAACCAAAGAGCCUCUGGCUCAGCCUUGGUCCCACCUGGAAAGGGAAGGAGCCAAGACCUCUCCUGGCCUAGGCCAGGCCCUGCUUUAACAGCAGAAAGACUGGGGGACCAGGAAUCCGACUGGCGUAGGGGUCAGUGACACCCGGCAGCCCUGCGCUCCUCCUGCCAGCUCUGUCCCCCUGGCCAGCCCCCAACCUGUCCAGCUCAGAGCUGCAGGCUAACGGCAUCUCUGAGCUUCUCUGACUAGAGCUGGGGCGCUUUGGACAGUCUGGACUACCCCAGUGCGGACCACCGGACCCUCCAGGGGUGACUGUCAGGAGAAGGACUGUUGGCUCCAGAAAGUGCUGCCUUUUUAUCUGUUCUGUUUGUUCACACUCCAUGUAUGAUUCAAUUUGCACAGAGGGCAUUCCUGUUUUUAAAACAUUUUGAAAACCCCUGGCUUACCAGAGCUCUAGCCCUCCUACUCCAGAGAAUUACCCCUCCUCGUCUGUGCCUAUCCUGCCCAACACUCCCUCUGCCUCCUGGGCUCUUAACUAUGGCCCCAAGGCUAUGAUUUUAGAAGUGACCUCCUUCACUCCAGUUCCCGAUUCUAACUCACUGAUGCUGGGCCUUCUAGCACUUUCUGUGCUCUUGGGCCUGACCCUCAGUUCCUGCUGGCCUGUUCUUUUCUCUCAUCCCUCUCCACACCCUGGGCCCCCAGACCUCUUCUGUGCACUGCACCCAGCCUGCUGUGGAGCCCAGGCCUUAGGGGAGAAGGCCUCCCCAAGCCUCUCCCACCCCACCAGGACUGGUGGGUGGGCAGAGUCCUGGGCCCCCAGAGGCCCUUGCUCACAGGCACACACUCCCACCCCCACAGCCACCAUGGCCAGGCCUGGGCCUGGUGGUAUCUGUCCUUCCCCAGGAUUGUGCAAUAGUCAGAGUGUCCCUCUCCCGGACUGGGCAGUGGGUGCUCCUCUGUCUCCCCCUCCUUCUCUCCAUGCAAGUGCUGUUUGGGGCAGGAGUCACCACGCAAGGGCAAGGGUGACGUUGACAACCGUGUUCCAAGCCACCACAGCUGCUGCUGCUCUGCCUCCCGUAGGGAAGAAACCGGAUCUUUUUCAUAUUCUAAUAAAUCGGUGUGAGUUUUUUACAGA